This is a messenger RNA of Callorhinchus milii (elephant shark), 3072 nucleotides long. RefSeq names its product UDP-N-acetylglucosamine transporter. Lineage: Eukaryota; Metazoa; Chordata; Chondrichthyes; Chimaeriformes; Callorhinchidae. Gene Ontology annotation, cellular component: Golgi membrane. The transcript is spliced from 9 exons. Gene Ontology annotation, biological process: pyrimidine nucleotide-sugar transmembrane transport. The record is from RefSeq and is a predicted model, not a curated record. Gene Ontology annotation, molecular function: UDP-galactose transmembrane transporter activity. The coding region runs from base 283 to 1395 and encodes 370 amino acids.
GCCCCCGGGGGGGGAGAGCCUGAGCCCCCGGGGUACAGCCCUCUGGAGAGGGAGCAGUUCCAGCAGGUGCUGUAAAGCGUCAUCACAGCCGGAUCUGGAGUCCGGCUCCUGUUAAUUUCUGAGUAAAGUUUGUGGACAAAGGGCGGCUCAUUGCUGUACAGGCGGGGAGGGGGCACAGGCAGCUCCAGCCCCACCUGCGGCUGUUGUUAUGUUGUAUUUCUUGUUUGUGGUGUAAACUGUCCAAAUCCCUGACUGUGCAGCGCCUUGGGACGCCCUCCCGACAUGACAGGCUCUGAAACCGAGGUCGAGUGUCUUGAGUCUCAAAACCUCAGGUGGAAGUUCUGUCUUCCUGGAGGAACAGAAAACGUAGUUUCUCUCACUGACUCGGAACAGAACACUCAGAAAAUUGGAGGCAAGAUGUUGACUUUGAAAUAUCUUUCAUUGGGAGUCCUGGUGUUUCAGACCACCACUCUGGUAUUGACUAUGCGUUAUUCACGUACCUUAAAGGAAGAAGGGCCCCGUUAUCUAGCCUCAACUGCUGUGGUCAUUGCUGAGAUAAUGAAGAUUGCAACAUGCAUUUUAUUAGUCUAUAAAGAUUCUGGUUAUAGUUUUCGAACACUAAAUAGAGUGUUACAAGAAGAAAUCUUCAACAAACCAAUGGACACAUUAAAACUUGCCAUUCCUUCUGGAAUUUACACUCUUCAAAAUAACCUCCUUUAUGUCGCUUUGUCAAAUUUAGAUGCUGCAACAUAUCAGGUUACUUAUCAGUUAAAGAUUCUCACAACAGCCUUGUUUUCUGUGACAAUGCUUGGAAAAAACCUGAGUGUUUAUCAAUGGUUCUCUCUCCUAACUUUAAUGGCGGGUGUGGCUCUUGUUCAGUGGCCAACAGACAGCGCGGAGCAUUUGAAGAAGGAGCUCUCGGCAGGAUCCCAGUUUGUGGGGCUUGUGUCUGUUCUCAUUGCUUGUUUCUCUAGUGGCUUUGCUGGAGUAUAUUUUGAGAAAAUUUUAAAAGGAUCAAAGCAGUCUGUUUGGAUUAGAAACAUCCAAUUAGGUUUGUUUGGUAGUAUUUUUGGAAUGAUGGGUGUGUACGUAUAUGAUGGGGAGCGAGUAAAAGAAGAUGGAAUUUUCCAGGGUUACAACAACCUCACGUGGAUUGUAGUACUUCUACAGGCUCUGGGAGGUCUAGUAAUAGCAGCUGUCAUCAAAUAUGCAGACAACAUUUUGAAAGGAUUCGCCACAUCAGUAUCUAUUAUUCUUUCAACAUUGAUCUCAUACUUUUGGCUGCAGGAUUUCAUGCCAACCAGUGUCUUUUUCUUUGGUGCAUUACUGGUGAUAACUGCAACAUUCCUGUAUGGAUAUGAGCCGAAGCCCACAUCCAAUCCAAGCAAAGCAUGAAGUCAUGAUCACCAGCACUUCUUUUUGUGGGGUUAAAACCCGCAGAACAAUGAAACUGCAAGCUGCUACCUGGAGAUACUUCAAGGUUACAGACAAUAGAACAUGUUUUGUUAAAGGACAAAAUAUUUACUUUUAAGUUAUCAAAAGUGAGGAAUUUAAUGUAAUUUCAUAGGAUCAGGGUGGUAUUCCAAUAACUUGUGAAAUACCAGAGGUGUAGAAAGAUAAGUGGUACAAAAUAAUCUUGCUGUUUUAACUUUGGUACAAUGUAAAGUCAGAAAGGGUUCAGCAAUCAACAAGGUUUAAUUUUCUUUCUUCUCUCAUCCCACAAAUUGAACAAAUGUUAAACUGUUCACAUUUUGUGCCUGAGAUCCCUUUGAUCAAAGGUGCAAACGUUUAGCCUAAAAUUCAGGAGAAUUGUAAUUCUGAUUAUUUGUAUAAUUGCAUAAAGAUCUUCUUGCUUGUUCCUGCAUUUUCUGUGCAGGUUUCCACCUGGUUGAGGUGCUCCUGAGCAUAGCACAUCUCAGUCCAUGAGCAAUCCAACUUUAUCUUCACCAAAUAAUUAUUUUUCAUGUUGAUAUUUAAUGUCAGUUGAGGUUAGUUACCAACAGUGACUUUGACCCAAACACCAUUGAGUUUUGUUCUUUAAAUGACUGUUUUUAAAAAGAACAAUUUAUAUUUUAAGUUUUAUCUGCUUUCCACACUUGUGAAAGAUAAACCUGGUAGUCAUGUUAACAAGCAGGUGAAGGGAUGACAAUCCUCAUAUCUAUUGGCACUGAAACAUUUAAAAACACUUGUGCAAGUUUCCAUUUAAUACUACAAGAGAAAUUCCCUCCAGUGCAUGUUUCUUCAUUUUGUAUUAAUAUUGGUUAUUCAUAAAAUCUAACCACUGAGGUUAAUGUAUUAAUUUGAUCAUUGUGUUUCAAUUAAGGAAUCCAUUGUCAGAAUUCUAAACACUUUAUGGCAGGAACUUCCUCCCAAUUACCUUUCAGUAGGAGAGACUAAGUGAAGGUGGUGUAUGUGCGAUGGAGGAUUUGUGGUGGGAUAAAUAUAAACAGAAACCAGGUGCUUUCUCACAGUCUGGUAUAUUAUCCUGGAUUGCUCUUCUGAUCCUCCUCAUAACCAGUAACAAAGCAACCAUGUCUCAACCUCGUGCUACUCCCUGGCCUCUGCUCAUUGUGGCUGUGAUGGUAACUCUCCACAUGGAACAUUGCUGGUGUAAACCAGGCUUCUUAGCACUGAACUUCAAGUCAUCAGGCAGCCAUAUUUUAUAUAUUUAAAGAUUUUUAAAAAAUUGGCUUGCUAGUGGCUCAUUUAGCAAAGCCACUGAAAAUACGCCACACAGUCCAGAAAGGAACAAAACUGUGGAAAGUUUUUAUGAAACUCUGCAAGACAUUAUUCUACAUGAAGAGCACCUUACUCUCACCUCUCCUGGAAAGUGCGCAAACCACUCGGUUAAUUAUAGUGAUUAUCACGUUAAAAAAAACCUCAAAGCACUUUACAAUAUGAGAUUAAUUAGAAAUGAAUGAAUUGUUAUGGAGGCAAGUAGUAAAAUGUGCCAGCAAUGUCUGACAACUACUUAAUUAGUUGUAGCCAAUUGGGAUGAGUAUUGAAAGGUUUACUAAGAAUAUACAGUCCAUGCCAGUGUUUAUACUCCACAUGAGUCUCUGCCCAAUCCUA